Molecule: messenger RNA, 450 nt
Organism: Dromiciops gliroides (monito del monte)
Lineage: Eukaryota; Metazoa; Chordata; Mammalia; Microbiotheria; Microbiotheriidae
Product: 60S ribosomal protein L23a-like
Exons: 2
Coding region: 1-450 (149 amino acids)
Biological process (GO): ribosomal large subunit assembly; translation
Cellular component (GO): cytosolic large ribosomal subunit; ribosome
Molecular function (GO): structural constituent of ribosome
Source: RefSeq, a predicted model, not a curated record
AUGAGGAGGUACAAGCAUUCCAGGCUGGCCAUUCAUCAGGCGCUGCUGCUGGAAGCGGGCCAGCCACCUCCUACCUCACCACUAAGUCGGAUAGCCCAAGAUGGCACUGAAGGCAAAGAAGGCAGUAUUGAAGGGUGUGCACAGCCACAGAAAGAAGAAGAUCUGAACAUCCCCACCUUCCGGCGACCCAAGACUCUAAGACUUGAAAGGCAGCCCAAGUACCCUUGGAAAAGUGCCCCGAGGAGAAACAAGCUUGCCCACUGUGCCGUCAUUAAGUUUCCCUUGACCACCGAGUCUGCUCUGAAGAAGAGAGAGGACAACACCCUUCAUUGUGGAUGUCAAGGCCAACAAGCAUCAGAUCAAGCGAGCCAUAAGAAGCUUUAUGACAUCGAUGUGGCCAAGGUCAACACACUGAUCAGGCCGGAUGGAGAGAAGAAGGCCUGUGUCUAA